AUGUCUGUCCAAGUCACCCCAGAGCAAAUGUCGCAGCUGCGCGACACCCUCCUCAACACGGCGGGCACCACCCCGCUCCACGAGCGAUUCAGAGCUCUCUUCAUGCUCAAGGCUGUCGGCACCGAUGAGGUCGUCGAUAUCGUGUCCGAGGGCCUGAAAGACCCCUCGCCUCUUCUCAAGCACGAGCUCGCCUACGUCCUCGGCCAGCUCCUCAACCACCGAGCCCUCCCGACUCUCUCGGGCGUUCUCGCCAACCCCACCGGCGAGCACUGCGCCAUGGUCCGUCACGAAGCCGCCGAAGCUCUUGGCGCUAUCGGUGCCGAGGAAAGCUUGCCCAUCUUGAGAAAGUACAGGGAUGAGGAGGAGAACAGGGAGGUCAGGGAGACUUGCGAGAUUGCUGUCGGCAAGAUCGAGUUUGAUCUCAGUGAAGAGGGCAAGGCGAGGAAGCAAAACCCCGACUACCCUACCAUCGAUCCCGCGCCUUCUGCCGAGGCCGCCGACAUCCCUUCCCUCACCGCCGAGCUCCUCAACCCCAAGCUCCCCCUCUUCCAUCGCUACCGUGCCAUGUUUGCCCUCCGUGACUAUGGAUCCGGCUCCAAAGAGGCCGUCCACGCCCUCGCGCAAGGUUUCUCCGACGGCUCUGCCCUCUUCCGACACGAAAUUGCAUACAUUUUCGGUCAACUCAGUUCGCCGUACAGUGUUCCCAGUCUGUUGAAGAGGCUGAGGGAUCCUGUCGAAGACGAUAUGGUACGACACGAGGCUGCUGAGGCUCUUGGUGGUAUCGCUUCUGACGGCGUAGACCCUGAAGAAGGCGAGGGAGAGGGCGAGGAGCUGCCUGAAGGCGGUGUGCUUCAGGUGUUGAGAGAGUGGGCUGUCAAGGCCGAUGCUCCCCCCGUCGUCAGAGAGUCUUGUCAAGUCGCCCUCGACAUGUGGGAAUACGAAAACUCUACCGAGCAGUUUAACCCCCUCGACUCGCUCGGUGCCAAGGAGAACACUACCGGUAUGGAGAGGAGUGCCGCUGCUGCUGUAGCUGCUAUGGCUGCUUAA
Cryptococcus wingfieldii CBS 7118 is the source of this 1047-nucleotide messenger RNA. RefSeq names its product deoxyhypusine hydroxylase. Gene Ontology annotation, molecular function: deoxyhypusine monooxygenase activity. The transcript is spliced from 3 exons. The coding region runs from base 1 to 1047 and encodes 348 amino acids. Gene Ontology annotation, biological process: peptidyl-hypusine biosynthetic process. NCBI's taxonomy places the organism in Eukaryota, Fungi, Basidiomycota, Tremellomycetes, Tremellales, Cryptococcaceae. The record is from RefSeq and is a predicted model, not a curated record.